Molecule: messenger RNA, 537 nt
Organism: Colletotrichum orchidophilum
Lineage: Eukaryota; Fungi; Ascomycota; Sordariomycetes; Glomerellales; Glomerellaceae
Exons: 1
Coding region: 1-537 (178 amino acids)
Source: RefSeq, a predicted model, not a curated record
AUGGACCCCAAGGCUUCUCCAAACGCCGCGGCGCCAGCCGCACCAGCGCUCCCGCCCAACGUCACAAUCUUCUCCCCAGCCAGCCCCACCACAGCAAAGGCCCUGCUCAACGGCAGCAUGUUUACGCGACUCACAGCCAACGCGCAGACCGAGCCGUCAAAGCUCGAAGCCACUCUCAGAGACGUCGCUCGACCCGAAGUCAACGACACCUUCUGCUUCAGCCACCGCAACGUCGUUUUGAUAUUCGAUGGCGAAAAGGACGGGGCAGAUGCAACGGACCAGCACCACGAGCACUUCCGCCUCGUUUGCUUGGCGCUCAAGGACGCUGAUAUCAGCCUCGAUGUCGCCGGCUGCAUUUUCGAUGCCCCUGAAAUCUUGCAGGCUGGCUUCCAAUUAGACACCCUCAGCUCGGGUUCCGUUCUGGUCAUCGACCUCAUGGGCGGGGAUGAUGAUGAUGAUGAGGAUUCAGACGAGGAUGAUGAGGCAGCUGCUGAGAGGUUGCUGAUGAGUGGGGACUCGGGCGCCACGAUGUCCUGA